GUUCGGAGUCUUUUCGCCGAGCAUGUGGUGUGUCAGUGGCGUCACUACACUUGCCGCAGUCACUAACAAAACCGACUGAGACCGAGACAGCGCUUUCUGACGAGGGCAAGGAAGUGUGACACGCGAGCAGCAGGUCAAUAGCGAUGAAAAAAGAGGGAAUCGAGGGUACUGAGAGGUUUCUGAGCCCCGGUAAAGGCCGGGGACUCAAAGCCAUCAAGCAUUUUAAAGUUGGUGAUCUAGUGUUCGCCUGUCCGGCUUAUGCAUACGUGCUGACCGUGAACGAGAGAGGCGGACGCUGCGAAUGCUGCUUUACCAGGAAAGAAGGGCUGUCGAAGUGUGGGAAAUGUAAACAAGCCUAUUACUGCAAUGUAGAGUGUCAGAGAGGAGACUGGCCCAUGCACAAGCUGGAGUGUUCUGCCAUGUGUGCGUAUGGGGAGAAUUGGUGUCCGUCUGAAACCGUACGACUGGUCGCCAGAAUCAUUCUCAAACAGAAGCACCAAACAGAAAGGACGCCUUCAGAGAGAGUGCUGACGCUUCGAGAAUUAGAAGCACAUCUGGACAAGCUGGAUAAUGAGAAGAAUGAGAUGAACGAUACAGACAUUGCUGCGCUACACCACUUUUACUCUCGACAUCUCGAUUUUCCUGAUAAUGCAGCACUUACUGAACUUAUCGCUCAGGUGAACUGUAAUGGCUUCACCAUUGAAGAUGAAGAGCUGUCUCAUUUGGGAUCUGCUUUAUUUCCAGACGUUGCUCUGAUGAAUCACAGCUGUAGCCCAAAUGUGAUUGUGACGUAUAAGGGUACAGUGGCAGAAGUGAGAGCCGUGCAGGAGAUCAACCCUGAAGAGGAGAUCUUCAACAGUUAUAUUGACCUCCUAUAUCCAACAGAAGAUAGAAUUGAACGACUGAAAGACUCUUACUUCUUUAAUUGUGACUGUAAAGAAUGCACCUCAAAAUCAAAGGAUGAAGCCAAAAUGGAGAUCCGUCAGAAGCUCAGCACACCUCCAGAGGAAGAGGAAAUCAAACAGAUGGUGAUAUACGCAAGAAAUGUCAUUGAGGAGUUCAGGAGAGCAAAGCACUACAAAACCCCCAGUGAAUUGUUGGAAAUCUGUGAAUUAAGCAUGGAGAAAAUGGGUGCAAUCUUCGCCGAAACCAACGUGUACAUGCUGCACAUGAUGUAUCAGGCAAUGGGUGUCUGUCUCUAUAUGCAGGAUUGGGACGGAGCGAUGAAAUACGGUGAAAAAAUUAUCCAUCCCUACAGUGUGCACUACCCUCCAUACUCCCUGAAUGUGGCUUCAAUGUACCUGAAACUGGGACGACUGUAUCUAGGACUUGAAAAGAGGACUCAAGGAGUUAAAGCUUUAAAGAAGGCUCUCGCAAUCAUGGACAUUGCCCACGGAAAAGACCACCCUUACAUCGAUGAAAUUAAGAAGGAAAUGGAAGAGCAGACAUAAUGGGAGGAAUAUGCAUCAAAUGCUGGCAUGUGUCUUACAUCUCUCAUAAUGGGAAUAUAAAAAAAGUGAUGUCAAAAAUUGUGUUUUCCCAAGAAGUCAUCUAAGCGAAUUGUAGGUUUGUAAAUAGAUGGCCUGAGUAUGGGAUGUUUUGUCGCUUUUUUUGUCUGCACUGAGCAAAUGUGCUGAACUGUUUUGUGUAAAGAAGGGCUAAGAUUUAAAGAAUCAUAUCAUAUAUGGCAGGUUUUUAAAAGGAUACCUUUUUGCCCUCUCAUGUAGCAACAACAUUAUUCAAUAGCUAACGAAUGUAAGUUAUUCUCAAUAAGGCGAAAGAUUCAGAUCACUGGUUCUGUUUUACUUGUCUGUUUGCAUGGUUAUUGUUUUUGGCGCUGAUCAAAGUAGAUCAUGGAUACUGUUAAAAUAUUGGACUUCCAGUCAAUCAGUGCGUUUUAUAGUGUUACUUUUGUUUAUUAAAUGUUUCUUGUUUGUUUAGUAUUGUGCAACUUUGACAAGUAGCAUGGGCAAAAAUGGGGAGGAUUUAAAAAUAAAUAAAUAAAUGGUGCAGACUGCCAC
Messenger RNA from Danio rerio (zebrafish), 2021 nucleotides. It is a transcript of the gene smyd2a, whose product is annotated as SET and MYND domain containing 2a. Gene Ontology annotation, biological process: heart contraction; chromatin remodeling; heart development. The record is from RefSeq and is marked provisional. Gene Ontology annotation, molecular function: histone H3K4 trimethyltransferase activity; protein-lysine N-methyltransferase activity. Gene Ontology annotation, cellular component: nucleus; cytosol; cytoplasm. NCBI's taxonomy places the organism in Eukaryota, Metazoa, Chordata, Actinopteri, Cypriniformes, Danionidae.